CAAGAAGCCAGUACAGUCUUGGAGACGUUGCAGGAUGAAGGCAGUCCUGGUCAUAUUAGAUCUCCUGAUAUUAUGCGCCCUCCACGACUGCGCAUCGGGCUCCUAUGGACCAUGCACGGACAUUGAGGGCUGGCCAUACGAGCUACCACCAGCCAAGCAUGGCAAAGAUAGUGAUGGCUGUGCAAGAACUAGACAUAAGGAUCACCAUGGUGCACCAGAGAAGAAUGCUCAAGGGCAAUAUGUAAUCAAAGCCUAUCUGAAGCGCUGCAGCUACACGUGUGAAAUGCCUUAUCUUCCAAGAUCAGAGAGGACCCAAACACGGAAUGAACCCGAUGGGAGGCCCUGCGCGAACGGGCCUUACAAGAAGAAACACAAGGAACGUGGAAGCUCUUAUGUCUACGGACACUGUCAAGACGGGAAUUGUUAUUGAUAUCUGGAUGGAUUUCUUUGCUUAAGUAUAGGUCAGAACUUGAAAUUCGAGAGGUUGGAAGUCCAUCUACAGGGUGUCCCAGAAAACGUGUCAUUUAAUUCAAAUAAAAAACUACGCCAC
Messenger RNA from Ornithodoros turicata, 550 nucleotides. RefSeq lists its product as uncharacterized. The transcript is spliced from 5 exons. Bases 35 to 430 code for a protein of 131 amino acids. NCBI's taxonomy places the organism in Eukaryota, Metazoa, Arthropoda, Arachnida, Ixodida, Argasidae. The record is from RefSeq and is a predicted model, not a curated record.